Molecule: messenger RNA, 14909 nt
Organism: Stegostoma tigrinum
Lineage: Eukaryota; Metazoa; Chordata; Chondrichthyes; Orectolobiformes; Stegostomatidae
Product: CUGBP Elav-like family member 4
Exons: 13
Coding region: 134-1585 (483 amino acids)
Biological process (GO): mRNA splice site recognition; regulation of alternative mRNA splicing, via spliceosome
Cellular component (GO): nucleus; ribonucleoprotein complex; cytoplasm
Molecular function (GO): mRNA binding
Source: RefSeq, a predicted model, not a curated record
ACAAACAGCUUUUGCAGACAGUCAGUCCUCGAGGGGUGUCACCACUGAGCACACAGGCUGAAACAGGAAGUCUUUUUUCUCUCUCUCUACAGCUGAGUGGUGCCUCCUGUGUUCUUCAUUCUGUUGGUUAGCGAUGGCCAGGCUGAGAGAGGCAGACGGAACUCAACAGCAGCAACAGCAGCAAUCUCCCCAGUACCAUCAACCCAUGAACGAGGCUGAUAUUCAGCUCAACCACAGCCAGAUGAAGGACCACGACGCCAUUAAGCUGUUUAUUGGCCAGAUACCACGGAACCUGGAGGAGAAUGACCUGAAGCCCCUCUUUGAGGAAUUUGGGAAGAUAUAUGAGUUAACUGUACUGAAGGACCGAUUCACAGGCAUGCACAAAGGUUGUGCCUUCCUUACAUACUGUGCAAGAGAGUCUGCCAUCAAGGCACAGAAUGCAUUACAUGAGCAAAAGACACUGCCUGGGAUGAAUCGACCCAUUCAGGUGAAGCCUGCUGACAGUGAGAGUCGUGGAGAAGACAGAAAAUUAUUUGUGGGCAUGCUAAACAAACAACAGACAGAAGAUGAUGUGUACAGACUCUUUGAAUCUUUCGGUGUCAUAGAGGAAUGCACAGUUUUGCGAGGACCUGAUGGCAACAGCAAAGGUUGUGCAUUUGUGAAGUUUUCCACACACGCUGAAGCCCAGGCAGCCAUUAACGCACUACAUGGCAGUCAGACAAUGGCGGGGGCAUCCUCCAGCCUCGUGGUGAAGUUUGCUGACACAGACAAGGAACGCACCCUGAGGCGCAUGCAGCACAUGGUGGGUCAGUUUGGGAUGUUCAACCCGAUUCCGCUGCAGUUCAACAACACCUACAGCUCCUAUGCUCAUGCGCUGAUGCAGCAACAAGCAGCUAUAAUGGCAGCCACCACCCACACUGGAUACCUGAACCCCACCGCUGCCUUCCCCACUGCACAGAUGCACCACAUGGCUGCGAUCAACCUGAACGGACUGGCGGCUGCGCCACUCACACCCACAUCAGGGUUGUCCUCUCCUCCUGGGAUUGCGGCUCCUGCUGUGCCCAGUAUUGUAUCUCCGAUGGGGGUGAAUGGCUACACAGGCCUCUCCACUCAGCACAAUGGGCACCCCACAGUAGAGGCUGUCUACGCUAAUGGCAUCCACCCGUACACAGCACAAAGUCCAUCUGCAGCUGAUGCCUUGCAGCAGGCUUUCACUGGGGUUCAGCAGUACACUGCCAUGUAUCCAACAGCGAUUGCCCAGAUCAGUCAAGCAUUUCCACAGCCACCUCCAGUCAUUACACAGCAAAGGGAAGGGCCAGAGGGCUGCAAUCUUUUCAUUUACCACCUCCCCCAGGAGUUCGGGGAUAGUGAACUCAUGCAGAUGUUUCUGCCGUUUGGGUCAGUCAUCUCCUCUAAGGUCUUCAUGGACAGAGCCACCAAUCAGAGUAAAUGCUUCGGUUUUGUGAGUUUUGAUAAUCCCACUAGUGCCCAGGCUGCCAUCCAGGCUAUGAAUGGUUUUCAGAUUGGAAUGAAGAGGUUGAAAGUCCAGUUAAAACGGCCAAAAGAUACCAGUCGCCCUUACUGACUGACCGUGAUUCAGGGGCAAGAAUUUCUGAUUUUCUAGGGCAGGAACGGUGUGGAUUAUGAAGAAGUACCUUUUUUGAGAGGGCUGAGUCCCCGAUAUCAGUGCCGAGGGGGAGAUAUCGAGAUAUAAAACUUGAAGGAAACAUUUCGAGAACCCUGAAAAUGUGAAAUUUCAUUGCAGCUAUUUAAGAAGACUUGGAUCUGACAAUAGCACACGUGACAUAACGCGAUGUAGGGAUGGCUGCGUCUUAAAGGUUGCAGAGGAGGCUGUUUUGGCACAGUUCUGUGUCGCCGAGCACCCAGCUAGGUCUCCUAGGCGAUGGUUGCCAUGGCUGGGUUUUUUUCUGUGUGUGUGUGGGUGUGUGUGUGUGUGUGGGUGUGUGUGUGUGUGUUUUUGAAUCCAUAUGGUUGACAUGGUAACGCAGAACACAUUGAGUCUUUAUCUCUCAAUCCUCCGACAUUCAGGGAUCAAAAGGACCAAACAAAUUUUUUUUUAAUUUAUUAAGGGGGCCUGUAUAUGUAAUAUAUGAGUUCAGCUUUCUUUACUUAUCUUGAUAGUAAAAACAAGGGGAAAAAUAAGAGCUAAAACUGUUUAAAAUUUUAAAAAAAGCAAUGCUUCAAUGGUCUUAGAAUAGCAUUAUACACUGGGAAAUCUAUACAAGGAGCAAGAUACAGUAGAAACUUUACAGGAGUUAGUUUUUCAGAAGAAAACAAAGGUUAAAAUGUACUUUGUGCCUCAUUUUCUGCUUAAGGGCACAAUGGUACUGCAUGCAAAACAUGACCGAAAAUUAUAAUUAUACAUAACGGUGUAUACAUAUUCUGCUCCUUAUAUUUCUGAGAAGAUUACUUCUUAAGAGAGAAGAGAGAGCAAGAAGACUUCCUUGGUGAAGUUUGGCUUUCUUUAACCGUUUGAGGACCUAUAAUUGCCACACUGAUGCAGUCGAGUUGACUGUUUGAUGGUUUAAUUCAAGAGGUUAACUAGGAGUAGGUUUUUCCGAGAUCUGUGCUUUAAACAAGGUAAGUGUGGAAGGAAAUGAAAUCCCUCGUGGUGUAGCUUUUUCUAAACAAAAACGACACCUUGUAAAUAAUCCUUGGAGUAACAGCACAUCCUUUCUGAUAACUGGUGAGGACCUUAAUUACUACUGUUAGGAAAUGCAGAUGUUCAAUGGUGUUACCAAAACAUGGGGGAAUGGUUUCAUGUAGAGGGGGCUGUUGCACAAACAAGUCUGUUUGCCUCUGGCCGAUAGGGUGAAGUCAGAAGACAAGUGAGCUGGUUUUGAUUUGAGCCAGGUCCUGCAGUGAGAGAGGGGUCAGGAGCUGGAGGACCUGACACUCAAUUUCAAUCUCGCUCCCGAUCUCACAUCCAUAAAGGCCAAAGGGUUGAUGGUGAAAUGAAAAGGAAGCAGUGCACAGCCCCAAACACCCCGUGUCCAAAGCCUCCUGUUUGUAAGACUGUUCUGUUCAAUGAGUCUGGAAUUUGACAUUACCCCUGAAAACGCCCCCACCCUCCCUCAUUCUCCCAAUCCCUCGUCAUCCCAAGGAUUUAGCAGCACAAGCCCACCUUUUGUUUGAUCCUUACUGGAUAGUUCCAUGUGGAGAGAGAAAAGAGAGACCUGCAUCUAUAUGGCCACCUUUUUUUAAGCUUGGGAUUUCCCAAUGUGCUUUUUAAAACUUUUUUUUGGAAGGGGGAUCACUUGAAAUCUUGGAUGUGCAGCAGCGAAUUGGUGUGCAACAAGCUCCAACAAUACAGCAGUGAAACAAAUGACCAGAUGAUCUGCCCUCGUUGCUGAUAGAGAAGUGAACUUUAGCCAGUGCCCAUUGGGGAAAGCUUUCUUCAAAAAUGUACUAUGUGACCCUCCAUGUGCAACUGAGAUAACAAGAGAAGGCCUGUACUGGUUUAACAUCUCAUCGGAAAGACCUCACCUUCAACAGUGGGACACUCUCUCUGAGUACUGCACUGGAGGGGCACCCUGAGACUUUGCAAUCACUUCUCUGCAAGUGGGGCUUGAAUCUGCAACUGAGGAAAUUAAAGGCACGAGGGUUACCCACUAAACCAUCGGGGAGCACGGGACCACAGAAAACCAUUCACAACAAUGGAUGAUUAUUUGAGAUCAAGUGCUGAGCUAGAUGGUCAGGGCAGAUUAUCAUGACCUCGCUGUUACUAGUGGGAGUGUUCAAUUCUGAUGCAAGGGAAGUAAUUUAUUCAAAUUGUUGGAGAAACCCCAGAGGUCUGGCACCACUUGUGGAGAGAGAACCAAAGUUAACCUUGCAGACUGUUCUUUGGAACUCUUCAGUAUUUUGCUUUUAAAUAAUUUAUUCUCCACGUUGACACCCAAUUGUCUUGAUUAACACAUCAAAGUGGCAGUGUGCUCCUCUGUCCUCCCUGUAUGGGAUGCUCCUUUGGUGAGUACCACAGCGGAAUGUUAAAAACUGAGGCUAGAGCCAUUGCAGCAGGUUCAGUGAAAACCCGCAGUUCACUGAGAGCAGGAACUGUGACAUGAGUCAGAUUAUAAAACUGGAGGCUUCUUCUCAGGAUUUUGUUCCGUUCACUAUGAUAAUUUUGGUGAGGGCUCAGAUCCAAAUGUGGCAUAUUAAGUUUUUGAUUUGAUCAGUCAAACCCAGGCCAGCUGCAGAAAUUGCUUGUUCUGCAUCCUUUUCUUUCAUAGAAUUGUAGAAUCCCUACAGUGUGAAUGCAGGCCAUUUGGCCCAUCAAGUCCACACUGACCCUCCGAUGAGCAUCCCACCCAGACCCACUCCUGUAUAAUUCUGCAUGUCCCAUUGCUAAUCCACCCAGCCUGCAUGUCCCUGCUCACGAUGGACAGCUUAUCAUGAUCAAUCCACCCAACGUGCAUAUCUUUGGACUGUGGGAGGAAACCAGAGGACUGGAUGAAAUCCACACAGACAGUCACCAGAGGCUGGAACCAAACCCACGCCCCUGGCACUGUGAGGCAGCAGUGCUAACCACUGAGCCACCAUGCCGCCUCAAAACAAAAAUGGCAUUCUAACACUCAAGACUUCACUGCUCUGUCUAACACUCCUCUGUUCGCCCAAAGUAACUGGGUGACAUUUCAAUGGAUGCAGCUGGCUCCCUUGUAAUUUUGUUCAUUGUUUGUGAAUCAACAGUGAAAAUACUAGUGGGCUAUUCCACUGUGGCAGGCAUCGAUUAUCAAGCCUAUUCUUUUUCUGUUUGCACAGGCUUCUCAUGCAGGUAACUGAUAUCACACAGGAACAGGAACUCUGACCAGGUUUGCUUAUCUCCAUGUCAGGACCUGUGGUUCUGUGUAUCGCUUUCAACAUACCCUCCCUCACCCUUAAAGUAUUCAAGAGAGAGAGAGAUAAAUGUUUAGAUUUUAAAGGCACCAAGUGUUGUGGGGAGAUAGUAGGUAUAUGGCAUUGAGAUAGAGAAUCAGCCAUGAUGAUAUUGAACGGUGGAGCAGGCUCGGAGGGCCGAAUGGCCUACUCCUGCUCCUACUUUCUGUGUUUCUAUAUUUCAGUAUUGGCUGAGAUUAACUAGAGUCAGUUCGGUGCCUGCAGCAUUUGAAACUGGGCUCCCCCUGUUCUGAAUGGCUCAGCCACGCAGUGCGUCCUUUUGCAGACUCAUUUAAGGAUGUUUCUUGGGAAUAGUUUGGCCUACUGUCAACUAACAGCUUCCAACAAAUUUCACAGUAAAAGCCUCUUGCAUUUCGUUACGAUACUUGAAUUUGUCUUGGCCUUUUAUCAGAUCAAAGUACCAAAUGCAAUGAUUUAAUUUUGAAAUGUUUCCUGAAGUUGUGUAGUCAAACAUGGCCUCCGUUGUCCAACUUAGCUCACUGCUAAGUGGCCAGUGUCUCAUCUUGAUGAUGAGCUUAUUCUACUUAGAAGGAUCAGUGGAGACGUGAUAGAGGCAUUCAAAAUGAUGAGCAAUUUUGAUAAAAUACGUAACAACAAGUUAUUUCCAAUGAAAAAGUGAAAAUAACUAGAAGCUACAGAGUCAAUGCUAUUGGAAAAAGAACGAGAUGGGCAUUAGUUUCCAGACUAACUCCUUCAGAUCACUGAGAAUAGGUGGGAAUGUUGAAUCAGAUCGUCCAUGAUCUUGGCAGUGUAGGAAUGAGGGGCCAAAUGGCCCACUCCUGCUCCUAAUUUAUAUUUUUCCUGGAAUGAGUGGGCCUGGACAGAUUUGUCUCUGCUGGAAGAGUGAGGAAUGACUGACUGUGUAAAGUGACUGAAGUGAGUCAGAUCUUGACAACAUGGAUGCGAGAAAGAUAUUUUCUCUGGAGGGUGAGUCCAGAACUAGGGGGCGCUGUUUUACAAUUAGGGUUCACCCAUUUCGGACGGACGCAAGGAGGAAUUUUUCCCUUUAAGGGCUGUGUAACUUCAGACCUCUCUGUUUCAAAAAGCAGUGGAGGCAGGGUCAGUUUUAAAAUAUUUUUCAGACAGAGGUGAAUGGAGUCUUGUCAGACAGGGAAUCUCUUCUAAUCGGAGGCAAAUGGGAAUAUGGAGUUUGAAACACCAACAGAUCAGCCAUGAUCAGAUUAAAUGGCAGAGUAGGUUUGAAGGGCCGAAUGGCCUACUUCUGCUCCUGUUUCUUACGCACGUCUGUAUAUUUUUAUGCCUAUUACUUAAUAAGUUGUUUGUGACUCUAAAUCCUUUGCCUGAAAGGUUGGAGCAGAUUCAGGAAGAACUUACGAAAGAGAAUUAGAUAAAUACAAAAAGGAAAAAGUUUUUAUGGCUGUGGGGAAACACCAGGGAGAUUAAGUCUAAUUGAAUAACAUUUUCGAAGUGCCGCAGGGGGUCUGAUGAGCCAAACCCCUGUGCUAUCUCAUGCUGUAUUAGUUGAAGGAGGGAUAUUUGGUGGAAUUUGACCUUAGGAUAUAGGCAGACUCCUCCACCAGGUUGUAGUUAUUCUCCAUCUUUAACCCACCCUAACGCUAACUCUAAUUGCUUCAAAGACAUUAAUUGCAGAUAUCUCUGUGUCGAUAAAUGUCUUGGGUACUACUUUGAGAGGAGUUGACAGCAUGCCCUUUACAGAACCAGCCUAAUGUUGCAAACUGCUCCACCAGGUUAACAGGAAUCAGCUUAACCCCGUAGUGAAGUUGAGCCACUGUAUUCCACACUGUGAGACAGGAUGACAUGUAGCCUCUGACAAGGUAGGAGUGGCAAUUUACCUUCCUUGUAAUGUAACAGUAAAGGAUUACCUUUGCUGAAUCCCUCAUUAUCGGUGUAAUCAUUGACCAGAAACUGAAUUGGACUAGCCGUAUAAAUACUGAGGCUGCAAGAGCAGGGCAAAGGCUGGAAAUUCUCUGGUGAGUAACUUGCCUCCCAACUCAACAAACCAACUACAAGGCACAAGUCAGGAGUGUGAUGGAAUACUCCCCACUUGGCUGGAUAGGUGUAGCUGCAACAACACUCAGGAAGCUUGACACCAUCCUGGACAAAACAGUCUGCUUGACUGGCACCAAAGAACAGACAUCCAUUCCCUCCAGCACCAAUACUCAGUAGCAGCAGUAUGUAUUAUCUAUGAGACGAUUUGCAAAAAUUCCCUAAGGCUUUUCGCACAACACCUUCCAAACCACAACCUGUACCAUCUUGAAGCAAAAGGGCAGCAGAUAUCUGGGAACACACCAUCUGCAAGUUCCCCUCACCAUCCUGACUUAAAAGUACGUCACCGUUCCUCCAUGGUCGCUGGGUCAAACUCCUGGAACUGCCUCCCUGACAGCAUUGUGGGUCUACCCAGUAUACAUGGACUGCAGCAGUUCAAGAAACCUGGUUGUCACCACUUUUACAAUGGGGUGCUAAGUAUCCCUUUACCUUGAGGACUGCAGUUCAUGAAGGCAGCUCACUUCUCAAGGGCAAUUAGGGAUGGGUAAGAGAUGCUGACCUGGCCAGUGAUUUUCAUAUUCCACAAAUGGAUAAAAAUUAUUGUGUCUUUAAAAUAACCCAGUAGCUCACGGCCAUUCAUUUCAGGUGCUGUCCCACCAAUUACAGAUUGAAUUAAAUUAGAUUUAAUUGGAUUGGAUUUUAACUAAUGAUUACGAAUCGUGUACCACAACCAGUGCUGACAACAGGAAUUCUUCUUGAAACAGCAUCUUCACGACCUUGUUUAACAUCACUUCUUAAGAACAGCUUCUAACAAUGCAGAGCUCUGCAGUGGUGUCAAAGUUUAAAUAACUGACUUUGUUCCUGGUAUGGUCUCCAAUAUUGUAGGCAAAUCCAUCAGCUGAGACCUGUAUGUAUGCAACUUGUACCUUAAAAUGUAAUUUUCAUAUUUGUUUUAAGAACAGCUUGAGUACUUGUUAAGGAUCACUGACAAUAGUACCCCAAGAUAUGUUGCAUGGGUAAUCUGGGCAUUGACAUGUAGUAAAUGUGACAUGUCCGAGUGCCACAGGCCCCUUUAACCUAAGGUCCCUACAGUUCUCCAGCACUAGGGGAUGGGGGUGCUGUUCUCAUUUCAUGUUUGGACCUGCUAUAGACCUAUAGAUAAAGAUUGCUGGCAAUGAUCUGUUAACAACUCUUGUAAUACCAUGUGUUUACCAGGUUGGUAGAAGCCAAUUAGCUUGUAUCUUGUUCUGUUUCAUAUUUUGAUAUUAACCUUGAAGACAUUUCAAUGGGACUGUUGCUGGCAAUAGAGAAUGAGUAGAGAUUGGUUCCAAGUGGAAUUAAUUACUCGUAGGAGUGAGUUUUUGGGUAGAAAUUGACAGCUUGAUGUUGCUAAGAAUUAACACAGUUAUUAUGUUCCCUCUGAGGGCAAGAUUCCAUUUAAUUGGGGACAGACUGGUAAACCCGGAUAGAUGAAUUGCCCUUUCAUCUCAGGGGCUUUAGUUUCAAUCCUGCUCAGUGCAAAGGAUUGGAAGGUUUCUUUCCCUGACAUGUAAAAUGUGAAGUGUCUUGUGAGUUUCAACUUGGUGAGGGUGAACCUUCAGCACAAGGAGUCUUGGCCAUCUCAUCAGAAAUGUACAAUGAAGUGAAAACAUUGGGAAUGGAUUUGAAAUGCUUUCAGGGCCAUUUGUAGAUCAAUUUGCAGUUCCCUCUCUGAUGGUAUUGUGGGUCUACCUACAGAAUAUGGACUACAGUGGUUCAAGAAGGCAGCUCACCAUUACCUUCGCAAGAGCAACUAAGGACAGACACUGAAUGCUGACCAGCCAGUGACGCCAAUGUCCCAUGAGUGAAUGCAAAAACUAUGAACCAGCAUGAAAUCUGUGCUGGUUGACAGAGUAUCCAUCCAUUUGUAGCUGGCUGGAAGAGACAAAGAGCUUCCGUUUAUAUAAAGCCUUUGGAAACAUCACAAUCUCCCCAAAAUCAAAUUACACCUGAUAACAGUCACUAUUUCAUUGUAGUAUGCACUAUCACUAGUGUUAGUUUCCACUAUAGCAAUAUGCUAUUGAUAUUCACUCUGCUAAUGUUUUGGGGAUAACACAGUGUGGAGCUGGAGGAACACAGCAGACUAGGCAGCAUCAGAGGAACAGAAAAUCUGAUAGUUCGGGUCGGGACCCUUCUUCAGAAAAUGUCCUGGGGACACGCGUUCAAAUCCUGGCAUGACUGAUGUUGAAAUUUGAAUUGAAUAAAAAGAACGUGGAAUUAAGAAUCUACUGAUGACCGUGAAUCCAUUGCCAAUUGUUGGAAAACCCCCAUCUGGUUCACUAAUCUCCUUCAGGGAUGAACAUCUGCCAUUCUUACCUGGUUUGGCCUACAUGUGAUUCCAGACCCAGAGACAUGUGGCUGACCCUUAACUGCUCUCUAGGCAAUUGGGGAUGGGCACUAAAUGCUGGUCUAGGCAGUGACUCUCUUAUCUCAUGAAUGAGCAUCGAAAAUUUAGCAUGGUGUUGGCUGGGGUCCAACACCUCAAGGAGAAAGCCUCCCUUUACUAAAAAAAGGUUACAACUAUCUCAGAGGAUGGAUUGGGCAUCAGUUUAUUUAACUUUUCAUCUGAAAGACAGCACCUCUGUAUUUCAGCCUAGGUGAUGCACUAAAGCCUCUGGAGUGAGAUUGGAACUGGCCUAUCCCAAUGAGCGACAACCAAUACCGCAGGAUUCACUAACAUUGGAGGUCAGAUACACACAUGGAGUUGCAGACUCAAGAACUUAUGGCACAGACUCCUGGCUUUGAAUUAAAUGACUUGCAGUGAAAACCUCAGCUUUGUUGUAUUAAGAUGUUGUGUUUCCUGAGGGAAAUGGGAACAAGCCCGGAGGGAAUAAAGUCACGUCUCCAUUUGGAAACAAUUAAACUUCAUCUUCCAAUGAACAAACUUGUGCAGAUGAUGAGUGUCCCAAGAAUGCAUGAACCAACAUUUCCCAGAGAAAGUCUGAAUAUUUGGUUGAGUAUGUUAAAUCUACUGCACAGCUAGUGCUGAUGGAUUAAAUAUCCCGACCUGGGAAUAGAAUUUGAUUAUCCCUAUGAAUGCAGUUCCCAGGAGUAUGUUUCUGUUGAAAACAAUGGAUUUUGAAACUAAUGCAUGUACUUACUGAUUGGUUUCGAAUGUGCCUGUGCACUGCUGGCUAGAUUGGAGGCAGCUGCUUUGAGGAUAACGGCACAUUGUCCUGCAAAAUAUCGACAAUCAAAGCUAAUUAUUAUCUAUUCUAUUGUGAGAUCCCUAAUAGUCCCUGUACAAAGACAGACCUUGCUUACAAAAGUGAGAUGUUGUAAAAUCAACCCUGUUGGCUGACAUUUCUGUACACUUUUGCCUCGGAUUUCCCUUUACUCCUUCUCUGAAUAUUUUAAAAGAAAGGCUUUUAUUUGCCUUCAAUUUAUGUGUUUCUCCCUUUCCUUCCCUUGUCAUACCUAUUCCCUUUCUACUCUUAAAACAACAAAUUUAACGGGUUAAACAGAGCCCAGUGGCACCUGCUGCCUUUCUGAACUUGCUGUCUAUCUGUGAGUUUCUAUUCACUGUUUGUAUCAGCCUGCACUCUCUCAUCACAUUUCUCCAACUCCUGUGUCCAAGCUGUCUUUAGCGGAUGCCCUGAUGGUUUCUCUUUAUGUCUCAUGUCACUGUGCCUCUGUCAUCACAUCAGCUAAGAAAGAGAAUUUUCACAUCCACCAGCAGCAGACUCCUCUUAACUGUUUAAAGUUCAGUACUGGAUCAGCUAAAUGUUGUAAGGAGCUUGUUUCCUCUUGUGCUCCUGUAGCUCAACCCUGAGCCACUGACUUCAUCCCACUUCCUAUCAAUAGUCUGAUUUGGGCCCUUGGAUAUUUUCCCAGUUGAACUGUUAGGAGAUGUUAUGACACACCUCUGGAGCAGGUGGGACUUGAACUCUUGCCUACCUAGCUCAGAGGUAGAGACACUACCACUGCACCACAAGAGGCCCCUUAACCAGCCUGUUCUUUUCCUUGGUGUCAUAUUUGACUCACCCAAUCACUCUGACCUGCUUCCUUUAUUAAUGCACUGCAGCUGAGAGCUAAAGUGACAGUCCACGUAAAAGUUAAACCAAUUGAUACAGCAAAGCUUUUGACAACGUCACACAUGGGAGACUAAUAAGGAAGGUUAAAAACACGUGGGAUCCAGGAUAACUUAGCAAGUUGGUUCCAAAAUUGGUUUAAUGACAAAGGGUGGUUUUAGAAGGCUGUUUGUCUGACUGGAGGUCAGUGCCCAAUGCUAUACAACAGGGAUUAGCGCUAUGUCCCUUGUUGUUCAUGAUACAUAUAAACAAUGAAAAAAGAGAAUGUGGAGGCACCAUAGGUAAGUUUGUAGAUGAUGCAAAGACUGGCUGCGUGCUUAAUAGUGAGGACUAAGGUCUCAGUUUACAGGAGGAUAUAAACUGGUUGGUCAGAUGGACAGAUCACUGGCAGAUGGAAUUUAACCCUGAAAAGUGUGAGGUGGUGCACUUUGGAAGAAGUAACAAGACAAGGGAGUACGCAAUGAAUGGCAGGACAUUGGAAAACUCAGAGCAACAAACAGACUUAAGGGUGCAUGCCCAUUGAUUCCCCACAGAUGACAGAACAGGUUAGUAGAAUAGUUAAGAAGACAAAUGGGACACUUGCCUUUCUAAGUUGUGGCAUAGAUUAUAAGAGCAGGGAGCUUGGAGCUGUACAGGACUCUGAUUAGACCAGAUCGGGAGUACUCUGUGCAGUUCUGGCCACUACACUAUAGAAAGGAUGUGAUUGCAUGAGAGAGGGUGCAGAGGAGCUUCAACAAGAUGCUGAGAUAGAGAUAAUAGGAACUGCAGAUGCUGGAGAAUCCAAGAUAAUAAAAUGUGAGGCUGGAUGAACACAGCAGGCCAAGCAGCAUCUCAGGAGCACUGCCUGGGAUAAAAGAUUUCGGCUACAAAGAGAGGCUAAAUAAGCUCGGGUGGUUUUUUUCAGAGCAGGGAAGGCUGACAGGGGAUUGGAUUGAGGGUGUGCAGAUAAAGGUUAUGAGGGUCAUGGACAGGCGGGAUAGAAAGCAGCUAUUUUCUCUAAUUGAAAGGUCAAUAUCAAGGGGCCACAACUUUAAGGUGAAAGCCGGGAGAUUUCGAGGAGAUUUGAGGAAAAUGCUUUUCACCAAGAGGGUUGUUGGAAUCUGGAAGGCACUGUCUGGGGGGUGCAGUUGACAUGGGAAAUCUCACAACUUUUAAAAAGCACUUGGAUGAGCAUUUGAAAUGCCAUGAGGUUGAAGGCUGUGGGCUAAAGGCUGGAAAGUAAAACUGAUGUAGAUUCAAAGUAGUUUCUUUUGGUGCAGACUCGAUGGGCUGAAGGGCCUCUGCUGUAUGAUUCUAUGAUUUUACACCCCUUCCAUUCUGUCAAGCAGAUUUACUUGGAACUUAAACUUGCCUUGACCACUUUAUUAAGGUUGGUUGCUGUAAUUUAGUGGCCAGAUUAGAUGAAAGAACCAGCGUUCACUGGAGUGCACUUCCUUUUGUACUCUCCCUUGCCCAGUUGCCCAUUCUCUUCAUGUGUGAUCCCAGAAAUUGUCAGUCAGGUCUUCUGUUAGAUGGCCGUCACAUCCAAGCUUAAUCCUGCAAUGAACCAACUGAGGCUGCAAUGUAGCAGUGGGCAGUACAUUAUGGAGACGAUACUGAGCUUAGAGAUUUCUUUGGAAUGAUGUGUGUGUUGUCAUGGGCUUCACAUUAUAGGUGAAAUGUUGAGCACAGAUCACUAAACUGCUGCCUGAAAUGAGGAAAUACAAAAUUCCACGAAAGACUUAGUAAAACUAAGACUGUUUUUGUUUGUAGUCAAGUGGGUGGUUUGAUGGAGUGGUUAAACAAAACCAAGGGAUGGGACAUCAUUGAGAAAAACAGACAAAAAUCCAGUUUAGAACAAGGGGACAGCGAUAUGUGAUUAAUUGUCAGACAUUCAGGCCAGGGAAAACCUUUUUGUGCAGAUUGAGUGCACUACUUUAAGUGAUAGAAACAGAAGACCGUACCAACAAUGAAUCACAUGUUUGUUCAUUUUGACAGUGCCUGGGGACAUUUUACAGUUUAAAAAUGCUAUAUAAAUGCACCAUGUUGUUGCAGGUACAGUUUGCCUAACACUACGCCUCAGUUGUGUCAGGCUAUAGGCAUUACAAGUCAUGGAAAAGAAAGAGAGCAUUAUAUGAACAGAGUGAGUUUUUGACAGGGCUUUCCAAAAUGGGGCUCAGGACCUCCAAGUGGGGUCGCGAACUGAAAUUCUGGGGGCGUGAGCUUCAGGACAACAAUGUCUGACUGCUGUCCCUCCCCUUGCUGUGAUAGGUCAUCUCCACUUCUGCUCCCACUCUACUUACUAAGGGCCACCGACAGCAUUCAGGCUUCAAAAUGAAGUCCCAGUGGGAAGAUAUUUGGGAAGCACUGGUUACUGAGAUUGAGACUACAGCUCCUGGGAAGAGCUAAUAUCAGCACAGAUCAGUUGGGCUGAACCAACUGUUUCCACGCUGUACCUUCCUACCAAAUCAUCUGUUGCUGAAACACAUACACAUUUAUAUUAACUGUAUUUCUGAAGACAAAGGUGGCGAUUGCGAUCACAAGCAGGAAUACAGGACACAGAUAGAGUUCCAUUGAGUUGUAAUAUCAGGCCAAGAGGCUGAAUGAAGGCCCUCUCUGAGUGUGUCUUUUGGCUAACAUUCACAGCACAAGCCUCAUUGCAAACUUUACGAUUGUUAUUAUAGACUAGGAGAGAGCUGCAUGUUCUUUACACCUUUACAAUUCAGUGAUGUUUUAGUUUUAUUCAAGGUCUGAAAUGUAGCCUAGUUUAGCAGCUGGUAUCCACCUCUCAAACACACAAAAAAUGCACUUUGAGAAAGUGUUUUUCCCUUGGCCCAAUGAUCCCUGAGAUGUUCAACACCAUCUCCCUUCUGUCCUCUCCCAUCUCCUUCCCUGACAUCCUCUCCCUUCUUACCCCUUCCCAACUCACUUCCUCCUCAACUCCCUUCCACACCCUUCAUACUCUCCAACCUUCUCCUGCACCUUCCUACCGCUAGCUAUCCCUCAUCUCCUCCUCAACUCCUUCCUAUACCCCCUCACUCUUCCCAACACACUCUUGCUCCUAGUUCUUAGGUUCAUAGGUUCAAUCCUCUCCACCUCAGUUCUCUUCCGCUCACCCCUCCCUCCUCCUCUUUGGAAUUAUCUUAACACUGCCUUUUGAGUCCACUGUGCAAUGUGUUUGUUGAAAUGGAGCAUGUGAAUGGUGGAGCUGGGAAAAGGGGUGGAUCUCUCAUACACUGGAAACCAUAACCCCAUGGCACACUGUGUUCUCCCAAGACAGGAACAUAGGAGUAGGCCAUUUGGCCCUUCAAGCCUAUGCUGCAGAUCCUGUUGGUUCCCUUGCCACCUGAAGCAAAUAAGGAAGGGGGUGUCAGAACUCUAUACCUCUAAUUGAAGGUCACCCAUAUUUGAUUGUGCGAAAGCUUGAGCAGUGCUGCUGCUAAUGUAUAAAUAAAAUAUUCAUGAUGUUUUUGACAUUGGAGUCUCGGUCAUGAUGAAGGUGCAACAACUGAAUGAGUGACCAAUGCUGAGGAACUUCAUUCACUGACAGCAGCACCACUGGAGAUUUCUCAAUGACUCAAUGCCAAUGUGGUAAAAGUUUUUCAGAAACAGUUGGUAGUAAAAGCCCGUGGUUUGCUUUUUAAUCCAUAUUUUAUUACAUCUUGAGUUCGAUGCUCACAAGAUAUUUGUCAGUGCAAACGCUCGAAUUUCUUUUGGAGUGCUUGUGGGAGUUUAACUAAUCCCUGAGAGUCUGAAGCUGAGAGGGGCUACUGAGGAGCCAUUGCUAAGGCAGUGGAAGGAAUGGAGGCCUGAGGAGGUGAGUACAGCCCUUAAGUAGCAACACAAAAGGUGCAGGAGGAGCUUGUCAGAGUGAGUUGGGGUGUAACCCUGGAUAGAUUUCUGAAAUCAUAUCUGGUCAAUAAUCAGAGAUAAUGGGAACUGCAGAUGCUGGAGAAUCCAAGAUAAUAAAGUGUGAAG